AUGGCAAAAGGCCUGUAUCUACACAGUCAAGAAAGAUUGAGAUGAAAGUAGAAAAAUGUACAUUUUAUAGCCUCUACUGGGCGCGAAAAGGAAGCUGUGCGAUUGGCUAACGUUUUAUUUUUAUUUAGACCAAUAGGACUCGAUUAUGCAGGAUACCUAUUUUGACUGGGCAAAACUGGCAUCUGACGUCAUCCACGGAUAAUCACCAAUCAGCAGAGACCUUCCCCCUACCUCGGCCGCAUAAACUAUUAUAUAAAAAGAGGAGACCAAGUUCUUGUUUUGGUUUUACCAGUAUUGUGUCAUUAUGCCCGAGCCGGCCAAGUCUGCUCCCGCCCCGAAGAAGGGCUCCAAGAAGGCAGUGACAAAGGCCCAGAAGAAGGACGGCAAGAAGCGUAAGCGCAGCCGUAAGGAGAGCUACUCUGUUUAUGUGUACAAGGUGCUGAAGCAGGUCCACCCCGACACCGGCAUCUCUUCUAAGGCCAUGGGAAUCAUGAACUCCUUCGUCAACGACAUCUUCGAGCGCAUCGCAAGCGAGGCUUCCCGCUUGGCGCACUACAACAAGCGCUCGACCAUCACCUCCAGGGAGAUCCAGACUGCCGUGCGCCUGCUGCUUCCGGGGGAGCUGGCCAAGCACGCGGUGUCGGAGGGCACCAAGGCCGUCACCAAGUACACCAGCUCCAAGUAAAUUCUCAAGCU
Messenger RNA from Pongo pygmaeus (Bornean orangutan), 696 nucleotides. RefSeq names its product histone H2B type 1-F/J/L. Gene Ontology annotation, molecular function: protein heterodimerization activity; structural constituent of chromatin; DNA binding. Gene Ontology annotation, cellular component: nucleosome. Bases 305 to 685 code for a protein of 126 amino acids. Lineage: Eukaryota; Metazoa; Chordata; Mammalia; Primates; Hominidae. The transcript has a single exon. The record is from RefSeq and is a predicted model, not a curated record.